GCCGUUCCAGGUAUAUAUACGCUUAGCUCCUAGUGCUUCGGCUUAUUGCCCAUUCAGAAGCCACUCUUAAGGGGUCUUCUCAGGUUUGUCUUAUUCCUUGUGGUAUACAUGAAAAUGCUAAAUUGUAUGAUCAGGCCCGAGGAGAACGAGCUCUUCAGCGCAGGUACUUUGCCGGCUGAGGUAACACAGCCAUCCAUCACCACUGCUCCAGCUUACGCCACACCAGUUAAACCUUCACAGUCAUGUCCUCGCAGAUUUUACACCGGGGGUCUCCAAAUGCCUCACUCUGGGAUUUGCUUGGCGAUGUGUUGAUUCCAGUGCUAGAAUUACUCUCACCGGCUGAGCUCCAUCCGCUUUCUCUUGUCAGCAAAGAGUCACGCGCAAUUUGCGAACCAAUACUAUACUCGAGUAUCGAAUGGACAUGGCUGGAAGACCGGCCACCUCCUAUUGCAGCUUUCAUUCGUACAAUUCUACGUAGACCAGAGCUGGCUGCACACGUGAGAAGUGUUUCAUUACUUGGCAAUUCCUUCAUUUCGUAUCACGAAGACCGAGAUUCAAUACCUCCCAGAAUCGAUAUCUCCACCUUGGACUACGACGAAGCAGUGAAAGCCAUGAAGCCGACGCGGGUGAGUUUUGCGCCCUCGUGGCAGAGACUCUCAUGGAAAGACCUGAUGUUGCAAGGCGCAAUGGAUACUCUGACCACACUUAUGUUAUCUCAGCUACACCAUGUCACGAGUUUGGUUCUUGGUCCAAUCUUUACGUUCGAAACUGCACUCUUGCAACGGUUAUUCUAUGCCGCGCUUUUCAAACAGACUGGUCAUGAUUUGCCCACCUAUGAGCACUUGCAGGUGCUACGUCUCAAUUUUGAUGCUAGGCAAGGCCGUACUGCUUAUUCGCUCACAUCUACGGACCUACUCCCAUGGUUCUACCUGCCAGCAAUCCAAGAGUUCUCGUUGGUCUCAUCUAUGCCGAUAGAUUGGGAGGACUUCCCCAAGCAGAUGCCUGAUUCUUCAUUGCUAACGAUACUCCACUUAACCGCUGUUGAACCGCAGCAUCUCGGCCACCUACUCUCAAAGACUCCAGCACUCAAGAAACUCCAUUAUAACUGGUACUACCGGUCCGGAGUCCAUCUAGACAGGCCAGAAGAAAGUUCACCCUGGGUCAGGCCUCGAUGAUAUUGGCGACGGUCUAGUUCAUGUGCGCGAAACGCUAGACGAUCUAAUAAUCACGGGCAAGUUUAUUCUCGAAGAAUCCUGGGAAUAUGACUUCCUUGAUUUUGAAGGGAUCACCCUGAGACGCAUUGUGGAGCUUGAUCACAUGAAAGCUCUCCAGGUCCCGUUGCCGUUCUUGACUGGCGACGUUGAUGAUCGUGGUGCAAUCGCAAUUGACGAUGUGAUAUCCCGAAACCUCGAAAGCCUGACAAUUACGGAGGAUCUAUUGCUUGACUGGCCAUGGAAUCCCGAAUGCGAGGACACUGCGGUCUCCUCUGCUGUAGGACGAUGGUUGAGAAAUCUUAGAGGGGUUCAAAUUAAGCCGGUGCUACAGACACUCGUGCUGAA
Cadophora gregata is the source of this 1559-nucleotide messenger RNA. RefSeq lists its product as uncharacterized. The transcript has 3 exons. The coding region runs from base 243 to 1175 and encodes 310 amino acids. Lineage: Eukaryota; Fungi; Ascomycota; Leotiomycetes; Helotiales; Ploettnerulaceae. The record is from RefSeq and is a predicted model, not a curated record.